AUGGAAUUUGAUGAAAAUACUAUAGUUCUAAGAAAUCGCACUCCACACCAUAAAACGAAGCCUCUAGAUGCGGUUCGUGAAUCUCUUUUAACUGAAUCAACGUCGGGAAUUGUGAAAGGCGAAGAUGAUACAACGAGUAUUGGUACGACAUUCUCCAGCCCCGAUGUAGAAAGUAGUAAUGAUUUCCUUUCUACAAAUGGUAACACAACAGAAGUGUGUUAUGAAAAUUGUAAGAUAACUAUAAAUAAUACGAUACAAGAAAAAGCUAACCACACCAAGAGCGUAAGUUAUGAUAAAGAACUCAAAGAGGAGCAGAAACUGAUAAAUACUGCACCGCCUAAAGCGACAAUUCCAGAUGGUGGAUGGGGAUGGGUUGUGGUCUUUUCAUCUUUUGUUAUCUCGGUGAUAGCCGACGGAAUAAGUUUUUCAUUUGGUUUAUUAUACAUGGAAUUUCUGGAUGAGUUUAAAGCAAGUAAGGCUACUACUGCUUGGAUUGGAAGCUUAUUCAUUGCAGUGCCGUUACUUGCUGGACCAGUGAUGAGUGCUCUUGUGGAUAGAUAUGGCUGUCGAAGUAUGACAAUAUUGGGGGGACUUAUUUCUACCCUUGGCUUUGUAUUGGCAUCUGUUUCAAACUCAAUAGAAUUGAUUAUGUUGACAUUCGGAGUUAUCGCUGGUUUAGGCCUCGGACUUGUUUAUGUUACUGCAGUAGUUUCUAUUGCUUACUGGUUUGAAAAGAAAAGAAAUCUCGCUGUUGGCUUGGGGGCGUGUGGAACAGGCGUUGGUACUUUUAUUUACGCACCGAUGACACAAUAUUUGAUUAAAGAAUUUGGAUGGAGAGGUACCAUCUUGAUUUUAGCUGGUACACUUCUAAAUUUGUGCGUUUGCGGUUGCGUUAUGAGAGAUCCAGAGUGGUGGAUAUUGGAACAAAGAAAGGAAAAAUCUGAAAAAGAGGAUUUGAAAUCUGUUAGAGAUGAUGCUAAAUCUAAAUAUUCUAGCUCUGCCUCUAUAGCCAAUUCUUUUACUUUUGACGAUGAAUUUACCCGUGGUAAAUACAUGAAGCGUUUAAUUUCUAAGGGAGUGCUAGCAGAGCAAGUUAUUCAAGAUGAAGUUGCGACAAUACGCCGUCGAGAGGUCAUGUUGUUCAUGAGAAAGAAGAAUAGUGAAAAGAAGACAAGUUCUCUUAUUGACUUGCCCUCUUAUUUGAUGAGAAUUAAUAAGAUACCUAAUCCAUUCACAAAUACGUGUAAGGAAUGUGACGACGCUAUGAAAUUCGUUUCAUCUACAAACAACAUUAAUGACGGUGAUCUUGAACCAAGUAAAAACUCGUCUAAAACCAUCCAACUAUAUAUUAACGAAACGAAACCUAAUGAAGGUGAAAUAAAGAAUGAAAAGCCUGAAUUCAAAAGGUCAAUGUCCGAAGCAAAAGAUUUACGACCAUUGCUAAAACAAGACAGUAAGGAAAACAAGAGGGAUUGGUUCAAAAAACAAUUGUCGAUAAACCAUCAUUAUCUAAGGGACUUGAAGAUGCCAUUAAACUCAAUAAGCCAUAGGAACGCGUUGUUGAAUAUAAAACGGUAUAAAUUGAAGGCGUCGUCCUGCCCUGAUAUAUUUAAGAACUCAAUGGUUACAGUCAAUGAGGAUGAAGAGAAAUGGUACGAUGACUGCGUCAGUGUUCUCGCCGAUAUGUUCAACGUAGACCUGUUCAAGAAAGUCACAUUCGACCUUUUAUGUAUUGGCACGAUUAUAAUUUUCGUAUGGUUUAUUGUACCAUACUUCUACCUCGCUGAGCAUAUGAUACACAAAGGUUAUGGGGAAGAUGAAGGAGCAGUCUUGUUGAGUCUCAUUGGAAUUACAAAUACAAUUGGGAUGGUGGGUCUUGGCUGGAUUGGAGACCUUCCAGGAGUGUCAAUUGGCAACCUGUAUGCCAUUUGUCUUGUAAUCUGUGGGGCCUCGGUCCUUGCCAUACCUCUGGUUAUUUACAACUAUUGGUUGCUGGCCUUUUUCUGUGGCCUUUUUGGACUGAUGUUCGCAGCGGCCUUUACUUUUGUACCUAGUCUUUUGGUAAAGUUGGUGUCUUUGGAUGACUUUACCUCAGCAUAUGGAUUGGUUUUGCUAGCGGAGGGGAUAGGACAUUUAAUUGGACCUCCAUUAUCUGGACUGAUCUACGAUUUGACGUUUUCCUGGGAGCUGUCAUUCUAUCUUGCUGGAGGUUGGAUUAUUGUAGCUGGUAUCUUAACAUCUUUCAUACAGCCUAUUCGGUCUUACCAGCAACGUAGGCAGGCUGAAAGAGAAAACAAUAUUAUGUAA
Molecule: messenger RNA, 2307 nt
Organism: Pieris macdunnoughi
Lineage: Eukaryota; Metazoa; Arthropoda; Insecta; Lepidoptera; Pieridae
Source: the annotation of a GenBank genome assembly